AUGCAGACUCUACGGGCAGCAACCACAGCGACGGCCAAGACUACCUCGGACAGCCGGACGACGGACAAGCCGGCGGGUAUCAUUGGAGACGGCGCACCACCGCCCGUCCGACUCACGCCAGCGUCAGGAAUCGGGUUCAACACCAACUUGCGCGACAUGCUUCUGUACGUGAACAAAAACGAAGUGAUCUACGCCAUUGGCAAAUACGUGGCGCUGCAGAACAUCCACAGCCAAAAGAUGUCAUUCUUCGAGCCACCGCCUUCCAAGGACCACGACUCGACGUCGUCGGUUCGUCUGGGGGACAUUUGCGCCUUGGCAAUCACAGUCAAACGCAACUACGUUGCGAUCGGACGGAGCGCGCACUCGAGUCUGCGGCGUACGGAGAGCUCCAUCUCAAUCUACUGCCUCAAGGCCCCGAAAGAGGGUGACGAUUCUGCCCGAUGGUCCCGUCUCACACCUAUCCGAACCCUCACGUACGACACCCACAGCUUCACGUCAGUGGCGUUUUCCCAUGAUGGCAAGUUCGUGGUCGCACAGUCGACAACGUCAGAAUGGACGUUUGCGUUGUGGGAUUGGACCCGCGCCCGCCAAGUGGCCGUGGCCGAAGCGCAUUCCAAAGUCACGCGCAUCUGCUUCAACCCUGUGGACGUGGCGCAGAUCUCAACUUCUGGCGGCGUGCAUUUGCGGCUGUGGCGACUCACAGAGCCCACGUGUCGGCCGUUCGCGACCUUCAACUCGGCCAACUCGGCCAUUCGAUAUGUGGACCACACGUGGGUGGGGACCACCGACGGCAUCGUGGCCGUGCUCGACAACGGCGACGUCCAGUUCUUUCGCAAUGGUGAGCUCCUGCGCACGAUUCCAAUGCUACACCAUGGACACGUACUGCAGUGUGUCCAGUCGUUCAAAACGAGUGUUGUGGUGGGCGGUGAUCGCGGGUGGCUGUCCGUGCUCGAAGUGGACGCUUUCAAUGGCGCCGACAUCCACAUGGUCAAACGCAUGCGAAUCGACUCCAAGGAGCCGGUGCUGGCGCUGUCCAUGGACGCAGCUGGCACGGGCUUUAUGUGUGCCACGCCCAGCUACUAUGGCGCGUAUGACUUGUCCAACUUGUGCCUCUUGCGCGAAGACGACGAAUUUGUGACUCUUAUGACGUUUACGGCGCUGCCUCGCCUGGUUUCGGUCACGACGCUGGCCACUUCCAGCCGCAAGCAUGUGGUGGCGGUCACGGGCAAGCGGUCGACGGGCGCCACUCUCGCGUGUGUGUACGGACAGGCGGACACCCGCGGCCUCUUGCACCACACGUUUGUGCACGUCGUCCCCACGUGCAUAGACUUUCACCCGUCGGGAUUUGAACUGCUCCUCAGCGUUAGUGCGCAGCUCCACAUUUACCACGUGCUGUACGAUUCGAUUCGCCUGGCGUUCGAAGUGGACGUCAAGCAUGCAUCCACGGUCGCGUACAGCGGCGGAGGCAACUACUUUGUCGCGUUGGUUGACGACAAGAGCAUCUACGUGUACCGCAACUUUGGCGGCCUCGAGCCGUCCCUCGUCGCCGUGUGUUCCGGACGGGAAGCCAACGUGUUGUGCCUCCGGUGGGGCCUGGACGACGCUCGCUUUUACAGUUCCGACGACUGCGGUGCCCUGUUGGAGUGGGGCAUGGGUUCUGACGGAUCGUUUUCCGCCACCCAAGCCACGUCCACAGGCCCGUCAACUGCUGCUUCCACAAGUGUGUACGACCGCGCGCUCGUGUUUUCGUCGCUCGCGGUGACGCGCCAUCCGUCGACCAGCCAUGCGCUUUUGGCGGCCAGCUGCACGUCAGACGCGGACGUGUCCGUGGUGCACGUGUGGUGUGACGGCCGCCUCAACACGCCGCCGUUGAAAUCUGCCGGCAUCGACGCCAAGAUCACCGUGCUCGAGUUCGGCCCCGCGUGCGUCGUGUGUGCCGGCACGGCCCACGGCAGUGUAUUGGUAUUUUCGUGGGAAGCGUCGGGUGGUGGGUUGAGUGUGCUGUCGGCAACUCCCGCCUGGUUUGAUUUGAGCGUGGCGUCCAUCUUGUCGUUGCGGAGUUGCUUGAACGACCGCGUGCUGCUGGCCGCCACCGUCGACGGGACUGUGAUAUCGUACACGGUGGACAUCCCCGCGCCAAGCCCGCGCUUUCACGCGGACACUCUGCUUCCUGCACACACCAAAGCGUUGCAUGUAUUGCAAGCCGCGCCCGAAACGCAGUUUUCCGCGGCCUUGGUCACGGACGACUUGUGUUUGGUGGAUCGAGCGAGUGUGGCGGAGCGCAGCCUGCGCAUCACCGACUUGGAGACGGAAAAGGAACAGCUCAAGAUGGAGAAGGAAAUCCUGUCCAAGCUCAGCGCCGACCAAUUGAGCUUGCUUGACCGCGAGCGGCAAUCAGAGCUUCGACAGGCCAAGGCGGCGUGGGAAGCCAAGAUGAAGGCCGUGGAGGGGGACAUGCACACCAAGUCACACGACGCACACACGGCUAUGUUGGAAAUGAAACAAGAGCACGAACGGAGCUUGCAGACAAUGCAGAGCAUCUUCACGACCAAGUUGAGCGCUAUGACCGACGUGUGUCGACAGCUGGAGCGACAGGUGGUAACUGAGAGGCAGCGGGUGGACGAUGCCCGAUUUGGCGGAGAUGAGAGGCAGAUGGUGCUGCGAGGCGAGUGGGAGGCGGCGAUGGCGUCGACAGUCGCUACAUACGAUGCCAAAGUGGCGGCGCUGACUCACUCGUUGGACAGAAAGCAGAAAGAAUACGACGAACUGUUGUCGCAAAUGAAUGACGACUCGCUCAUUCACUUGGGUGCGAUGCAAGCGGCGGUGGACAAUGGAAAAGCGGCCCAAGUAUCGCAGCAGGAAGAGACCAAAGCGAAGAUUUCGAGUCUGCAGCAGCAACUGCGCAUGAUGCUGAAUGCAUUGACGACGAAAGACGACCGCGUCAAACAAGCCACUUUGGAAGCGAACCGGUUGCAUUUGGCCGUGGACGCUUUGAACUACGAGAUCGCCCUGGAGCGAAAGACCGCAGCCAAGGCGGUGGCCGCGUGCUCGGUAUUGGAGGCUCGCGUUGCCGACCAAGCGCGGCAGAUUGAAGGGCUGGACGAGAUGAAUAAUGCCAGGCUGUGCAAGCUGAAAACGAUGCAGUCAGCCAUAGCCACAAAGGAGCAGGAUAUCCACGGCAUGCGCCGGUUUGUGGAGGAGCUGCACGCGGAGAACAGCGCCGUGGUCGAAGAUGCCAAUGAGAUGGACGAGGCGCACGGGCAGAUGAAGCGCAGGGUGGCGUUCUUUGAGCGGUCGGUGACCGAGUUGAAGCGGCAGCUGGUGGACGCCAAGGCGGUGACGACGGCGUGCUGUCGGGACUUGGGCAUUCUCAUCGAGCGCGAGCAGCACGGCACCCGCGUGAGUAUCGACGACAUUGUGAAAUUGUACCACAAGUACGAUUUCCGCACAAACAACAACCGCGUGGUGCGGCGGGAGAUGGCGUCGGAUGAGGCGGUGAUCCAGGAGCUGACGAGGCAGAACAAAUGUGUCGAGGACCAGCAGCGCAAACUUCGCACGCGGCUGGACGCAAUGACCCAUGAGCGACAAAAGCUCGUGUCGGUCUUUUCGACAGAUAACACCAAGCUACUUCAAGAACUCAACGUGAUGGCCCAGCGAAACCAUGAGCUACAGGUGCGGAAUGGAGUGUUGGAAGCCGACGCAGCCAAGCGUCUUCGAAAGGGCGGGGGAGUUGAGGGUCGAGGGGGGAUGCAGGCGUCGCAGAGCCUGCCGGAUCUACCAGUCGUCCCUGCUACGGGAGAAUCGGAAGCGUCCAACCAAGUGGAGCCGACCACGACGACUGUAGUCGAUGACCAAGGGCCACGCAUUUACAUUCCUUGCGGUGUAAGUGUGGGCGCCGGUCCUCAAAAAGCCAAAGAUCUGUCGCCGUUGAAGCCCCUCCAACGGCCCCGCAGUAGCAAACCGAAGCAGACAACUCAACCGCGACCAGUCAAUUCAAUGGCUCAAACCAAACUGUACGCAAGACGUCGCCCCCAGUCGGCCCACCCAACCAAGUCCUACUAACACUGGAAAACCCGACCUUGGGAUUCUGCUAGGAAAAAUGUACUCGCAAUUGAAAUGUCUGGAAUGCUCA
Messenger RNA from Aphanomyces astaci, 4132 nucleotides. RefSeq lists its product as hypothetical. NCBI's taxonomy places the organism in Eukaryota, Oomycota, Saprolegniomycetes, Saprolegniales, Verrucalvaceae. The coding region runs from base 1 to 4062 and encodes 1353 amino acids. The record is from RefSeq and is a predicted model, not a curated record. The transcript has 11 exons. Gene Ontology annotation, molecular function: protein binding.